GCUAUGGCAACCACUCUACACAACUAUGGCGCUGAGGGACGUCGACAGAAUGAGUGAAAAAACCUUUUAGCCGCCACAGCUUCAGAUAAAAUGACGUGUGUGUCUCUAAAUGUUUCUUCUCUUCAAGUCUGUUUCUGUUUUGACGUUGACUUUGCGUGCUGUAAACUGUGAGUUCCUGUCAGUUUACCCCGCUGAGCUCAAUAAGUUAGCUUAGCUGUUUAGCAAAUAUACCAUGUAACGUUAGCCUGUGUUAGCUGUUAGCUGUCAGUGUUUCUGUACAAUGCUGGAAGAACCAGAAACGAGGGGAGCACAACGGUGUGAGCCGUGUGUGGACAGUCACAGACCAGCAUCUGGAAAGUCACAGGACAUUUCUCAUGUGUUGGCAAGCGUUUUCAAGGACCUUUACACUAAAGACAUCAUAGGGAAAGACACUGUGUCCAACCUCAUCAAGACUAAGAAUGGACGAAGCAGCUACCAUGACAGAUACGUUGAAGAGCUUCAACAGGCUCAUGCUGAAUACAGCCGGCGUGUGGAAGAGGCUGACAUGUUGGAGGCUCAUAUAAUUCAGGCCAGAGCUCGGGCUGCUGCCACAGAGAAACAGGCAUAUGAGAAUAUGAAAGAGAUGAUGGGAGAUGUUUCCGAUCACCAGGGCCUCCCCACAGUCAAAUCAGCCUUUUCCUGGUGUGUGGACAAUGAUCUUCUCAAAAUGAACAACCUGAUUUCCCCCCAGGACUACUUGCCAGCAUAUAAGCCACAGAUGCAACCACCAGCACCAAUAAAAUCAGAUCUCGCCAAACCCACCAUCGCCUACACCAUGCAUGUGUCCAGGGAGCCCCAGGAUGAUGGUUACACUCUAAUUCCCAGUCCUGAGAGUACAGUGCGAGAAAUGUCAGAUCUCAGUCUGACCUUCGAAUCCAGCUCAGACAUCUCAAGGACGAAAUCUCCCAAGGAGAAGCUGAACCAGACCAAACCCAGACCAAAGUGGAAGGAUGAGCCGAGCGCACAGGAUCGGGCGGAGGGAUGGGCAAAACUCCAGAAGUUGAAAGAUCGACACAGCUUCCUACGCAACCCUCGCUUCCAACCUCCGAACGCACAGCAGGGCGGCGCAUCCCUCAUCCGGCCCAGAGGCAAAGCAGGGAAGACAGAGCAUGUGAGGAAAGGGAUGGAGAACAGCUCCACUGAUGAACUUGUCCCAGUCUUCCUUGCAAAGCCUUCAGUGGUGGUUUUCACCAACUACAGUGUGGGACAUGUUUAUGAGACUACACUUGAGCUGAAAAACUUGACUUCUGCGAGCCGCCAUGUCCGUGUCGUCCCUCCUACCACUCCUUACUUCUCUAUUGGCCUGGGGAGAUUCCCAGGUGAGGGUGGUGUUGUCGCCCCAGGGAUGAGCUGUAAGUACACAGUCCACUUCGCUCCAGACUCUCUGGGAGACUUCGAGGACUUCCUCGUGGUGGAGACCCAGGAUGAACACAUGCUUGUGGUGCCCAUCGCAGCCACACGACCCCCUCCAGUACUCACAUUACCAAGAGUUCUGGACUGUGGUUGUUGUCUGAUCGGAGGAGUGAAGUUUGUUGAGUUCCUGUGCCAGAAUGUUGGUCUCAGUGCUGGGACCUUCUGCAUCAUCCCCAAGAAUCAGUGGCCAGCCUCGAACCUCAGGUCUGUGGCAAGAACUUACUUUUCUGAGCAGCCACCCUUUGCAGUGAGCCCAUCUCUUUUUGUGCUGCAGCCUGGAGAGGCCACUGUAGUUGAGGUGGUUUUCUUUCCCACCACUGCUGACAAGAGCUGUCAGGUUUUCACUGUUGUGUGCGACAACUGCCAGGUGAAAGACAUUUCUGUUGAAGGUGAGGGUCAGCUGAUUGCACUCGAGUUCGUGUCUGUGUCUGGGGAGAAGGAGCCUCCUGUGGUGGGAGAGGCGCACGACCUCACUGCAGAGCACUUUGUCCGUUUCAGCCCGUGUAACCCUCACUCCGUGCAACAGAAGAAAAUCAUCAUUAGAAACAAUGUACACUUGGAGCUUCCUUUCCACUGGCAGAUCAUGAAGCCCAAUCUGCACCCUCUGCUUCCUGGGGAAACCCCAGAGCCCUCUCAUAUCCAGUUUCACCUGGCCACAGAUGAUGUUUUCCACGUCAGCCCACCAACAGGGGUUCUGGCUCCCUGCAAGGAAGAGGAGUUUCUCUUCACCUUCUGUCCUAAAGAAUUAAAGGAUUACCACAGCGUCUGUCACCUAGUCUUGAGGGACAUCCCCCACCUGCCACCAGAGCCCAGUGAUGAUGGUGUCCUUCAGCCUGUGCGCACUGGCUCCAGAGUGAGCGAUGUCAUUGUCAUGGAGAUAGAGGUCAAGGGGUCAACCGAGCCACACCAGGUCCUACUGGAGCCAUAUGCUGUUGUGAUCCCUGGAGAGAUCUUUAUUUGCACAUCCACUCGCAGACAAUUCAAGAUGUGGAAUUACAGCAAAUCCUGCAUCUUUUUCCAUUGGGAGAGAAUGAACAGCAGCCGACACAUAAUGGAAGUAGAGCCCUCUACUGGUAGAAUAGAGGAAAACGAGUGUUUUGAUUUCGACCUCAUUGUGACUGGAGGGAAACCAGAGAGGGUGGUGACCAGUGUGGUCUGCCAUGUAGAGCAUCAUCAUGAGCCGGUCACUUUAUCUGUGGAAGUUGCCUUUAAAGGUCCCAUAGUGACCCUCAGCGUCCCUGAUGUGGACUUUGGGCUCGUGAAGCUUGGGGAGCAGACACAGACUACGCUGCUCCUCACCAACAUCUCUCCACUGGAGGCGUCCUGGAUGCUGACGGAGAGGCCAGACCAUCAAGACACACAGAUCUCUGUUGCCCAGAUCUCUAUCGAGCCACACAGAGGUGUGCUGCCCCCGUUGGCGUCUUGCAGUGUGGAUGUGCUCUUUAUGCCACAUUUCUGCCAGCGAUAUGAAACAGAGCUGGAGUUGACAGUUGAAGAUGGAACGGGAUGUCACCUGUCGGUGCGAGCAGAUGUGCGGUCUCCUCAGGUGUGUCUGCUGAGCUGCGAGCUGCUCCUGUCUGAACUCUACAUUGGAGUUCCUGCUGUAUCAACUGUCACGCUCUACAAUCAGACCGUGCUGCCGUCACACUUCAGCUGGAUGGCUCAGCUUCAGGGGAAACACGCUGAACUGUGUGCGGCCAGUUUUGAACCCUCCUCUGGUACUCUGGGACCUAACACCAGCAUGGAGAUUACCGUUAACUUUGUCUCUCACACAGAGCUGGAGCUGAAUGAGGUUACUGCCCUCUGUGAGGUCCAGGAAAUGAACUCUCCUCUGGUUCUCAGCAUCGUAGCCUCAAAAGCCAAGAAACUCAGCGUGUCCUACUCCCUGCCCAGUGUCUGGCCUGCGCCAGAUGAUGAGAGCCCUUCAACACUGUUACUGGACUUUGGAGAUGAUGUCAUCAUAAAGAGAGCUGUUACGAAGCAGUUAUCGAUAACAAAUCAGACUGCUAUCCCUGCUCCUUUCACCAUAGAGGUGGAGUACUUCAUCUGCCAUGCCUCAAUGCCAAACAGCCCGUCUGAGAAAAGAUUCACAUACACAAAGAAGCCACUUCACUCGUUUCAAGCCAAGAAAAUAGAAGAAAAAGCGCACGAGGAGUUUGUGAGCAGCCUGCUGGCUCAUGGAAAAGGAGCAGCUUUCUUUGUUUCACCAGACACCGGACUGCUGGGACCUUUUGAGACGCGGACUGUGGAUGUCACUGCCUACACUGACAUGUGGGGGGAAUACAGAGAUCAACUCAUAUGCAAAGUUGGGGACCUUGAGCCCACGCUCAUUCCCAUGCAGAUGACAGUAAGAGGCUGCCCGCUCUACUUCCAAAUGACAGGCCCACGUCCAGAUGGCCAGAACCAGGGACCGACCAUACAGUUUGGCACCUGUGUAUCUGGAAGUGACACAGUGUCUCGUUCUCUCCGCAUCAACAAUCCAACCAUGUUCGAUAUUCGCAUGGACUGGGAAUCGUAUAAUGUAGAUCCGAACGACCCUAAGCUGGUGGAUCUUGUGGUCGCAUACGGAGACGCCUUUCCACUUAAAGAUGCGGAUGGCAAUGAGGUGUUUAGCGGAGCGUUAAGGAUUCCUGAUGGGAGCAUUCAAACAGGCUGGGAGAGAAAUGAGAGCCUGGUCUCUGAGGGCACAAGCUCCUCCCUCCAAAGCGUGAGUGAUGAGGAAGGGCAAGAAGAUAUAUCUGAAGAUGUCUGUGAGGAAGAGGAAACACGUCUUUACCUCUUUCCUGCAAAGAAAAAGCUGUUGUCUGUCCACAUCAGACCUCAUUUGGGCAACCUCUCGGAUUACCCAUACUGCAUCACACCUCAGCAAAUAGUGAUUCCAGCAAAAGGAAGCGGCACAAUCCACGUGUCUUUCACUCCUCCGAUUCUUUCCGGGUCAGUUUGUGAGUCCAGGUGUGUUGGAGUGGCUCUAGGCUUCAUGAGCCUAGACUGCGAGAUGGCUGCCUGUGUCCGAGGUAAAGUUGGCAGAGCUCAGGGUUUGGAUUUGGAGCCUGUCAGAAUGGAUCUACUUGCAGUCGUAAAGCCUGGAGUGCUGUUGGUGCAGAUGGAGGAGGACGACGGGGUGCUGGAGUUUCGUGCCUCAGCCGGUGAUUUACUGGGGGGAGAAUCAGCCAAGGAGACAGUAGUACGUGAACUUGACAUCACACAGACCCUUCAGCUGAAAAACAACUCAGAGAUGCUCCUACACUUCACACUGGGGACUCAGCCUCCGUUUUUAGUGCUCAAGCCGCAGCCUCGGGCCCGGACCAGCAACUCCAGCAACCCGCCUACUGGUGACAGUCAGUCUCUGGUGCUGCAGCCUCAACACAGCAUGCAGGUGACAGUUGCCUUCCACUGUUCCUUGUCCCUUCUGGACCAUGCAGACCAGUUGGAUGAGGAGGUCCAUCCUGGGGUGACGCUGAUCCAGAGUGCAGCUGGUGAGAGGAAGCUGAGGUUCGAGCAAAACCUCCUGAUUCACUACAGCAGCAGCAGUCUGCAGACGGUGCCUCUCUGCGCUCAUUUGCUUCUCGCUACAAUACGCCUGUCCACCGACAGCGUCAACUUUGGGUUCUGCUACGUGGGCCAGACACACAGAAAAGAAGUCAACCUCUACAGCCAAGGAGCCCACACACACUGGACAUCACUUCUAGAGUCAGAUGAAGGAGACUCUCCUGUGUUCAGUGUGACUCCAGACUUUGGGUUCCUCAGGUCCAAGGAGCUUCACGUCACUAAAUGCAGCCAGUGUCUGCAGAUCAGCUUCACUCCCAGUGAGGACAGAGAGUUCAAGGCCACUCUGGUAAUCCGCUCUCCUCUGGUGAAGACCCCCCUCACUCUGCAGCUAAUGGGAAGGGGAUCCUUUGAUGAAAUGUACAAGUCCGAGUUGAUGUCUUCAGUCACGCAGUCGCCACCUGCUAUUUAACCUGCUCACCUUAAAACCUCUUAUUUAUUGUCUUUUUUGUAAGAAUUUAUAUAAAUAUAAAGAACAACGUG
This is a messenger RNA of Acanthopagrus latus (yellowfin seabream), 5481 nucleotides long. It is a transcript of the gene dlec1, whose product is annotated as DLEC1 cilia and flagella associated protein. The record is from RefSeq and is a predicted model, not a curated record. Lineage: Eukaryota; Metazoa; Chordata; Actinopteri; Spariformes; Sparidae. The coding region runs from base 281 to 5410 and encodes 1709 amino acids. The transcript is spliced from 38 exons. Gene Ontology annotation, biological process: negative regulation of cell population proliferation.